UACUAUUUUAUACUAUUCGAGUACUUUUCCUUUCUCUUUUGCUUGAUAAUGAACCAAAGUUUAAAACAGUCCACAGAUUUUCGGGUCAACAAUCCCUCCGACCUUCUAGAAGCACUUUGACAUUCUUUUUUUUUUCAAAAACUACAGAGAACUACCACACAAAUCUACAGAAAUCAUAUCGCCGUACAAGAGUGGAGUCUUUCGGACUUCAAGUCCAGUGAUUGAUAAUUUCAAGUCCUUCAAGACCAGGCAUUGCGGAGGAUGUUUUUAUCCGCAGAAGAUGCUAGAUGUCUCUAAUGCGUUUCACCUCAGGCCUUGCAAAUACGAUUUUUACGCAAAGUAAAAUUGCUAGAUACUCCCCAUUGCCGAGGUUCAACGACGGUAACCACGUUGUUUACUAACCUUUUACCUGUUCAUUGACUACGUAGUCAUGUACGUCGUAGACAACCCAUGCUAGAGAGGGGCAUAGUGAUAUCAGAGUAAAAAUUUCCAGCCAAACAAACUUCCCCCCGCACCGAUUCCCAUCCUCAACUUGUCCAUAAUAAGGAUCGAAUUAAGUUUUCGGUCUCCACUCGAUGAGCUCAAGCUCCGUUCCUAGAUUAUGAUUAUUAUCAAUCAUGCUUUGAAGACUACCGGUCGUGGAUACUUCAAAAGAAGUCCUGAUCCCCGCUCAAUUCCUUUUAACAAUAUCAAUUGAACAUUUCCACAUCAAAUAUACCCCGUUUACAGUAUAAAACCGUAUUUUCCAUCAACAUACCAUAUCCAAAAUGCCAUCAAACACCGCAAUCGUCGUUCAGAAGCCUGGAGAGGCCAAGGCAGUUGAGGCCUCAAUCCCAAAACUUAGAGAUGAUUACAUCUUGAUCAAGACCAAGGCUGUUGCUUUAAACCCAACUGACUGGAAACACGUUGAGUGGCUUACCAGCAACGGAGCUAGAGUCGGAUGUGACUACGCAGGUGUCGUCGAGGAGGUCGGAAGUGCAGUUACCAAGGACUUCAAGAAGGGCGAUCGCGUAUGCGGUUUCUGCCACGGAGGAAACGAGGUCAAUCACGAUGACGGAGCUUUCGCAAACAUCAUCACUGCAAAGGGUGAUAACCAAAUCAAGAUCCCAGACAACCUCAGCUUCGAAGAAGCCGCUACCCUCGGUGUCGGAAUCACAACCGUCGGCCAAGGUCUCUACCAAUCCCUCCAACUCCCCCUCCCCACCUCCCCCGCCUCGAGCAAAUUCCCCGUCCUCAUCUACGGCGGCUCCACCGCCACCGGCGCCCUCGCUAUCCAAUACGCUAAGCUCUCCGGCCUCACCGUCGUCACCACCGCCUCCCCUCGCAACUUCGCGUACCUCGAAAGCCUCGGUGCCGACAAAGUCUUCGACUACAACUCCCCCACCUGCUCCCAAGACAUCAAAGACUUCACCAACGACAACAUCAAGCACGCCUUCGACUGCAUGUCCGAAGGAUCCAGCACCCAGAUCACCGUCUCCGCCAUGUCCUCCGCCGGCGGCGUCUACAGCACUCUCCUCCCCGUCGCCACCGAAGAAGUCCACAAGUACAACCCCAAGGUCGAGAACAAAUCCACCCUCGGCUACACCUGCCUGGGCGAGAGAUUCACCUUUGGCGCCAACGAAAUCCCCGCCAAGCCCGAGGACUUCGAGUUCGCAAAGACUUUCUGGGAGAUGUCCCGCGGUCUCUUGGCCGAUGGAAAGAUCAAGGUUCACAAGGUCACCCUGAACAAGUUUGGAGAGGGCUUCGAGGGUAUCUUGAGCGGAAUGCAAGCUAUGAAGGAGGGUAAGGUUAGUGGUGAGAAGUUGGUCUAUACUUUGUAAAAUCAGCGAAUCCGGAUGUACAACACUGUAAAUAAAAGAAUGGAGUAGUAUAGUUGUUUGCUCGCUUAUAGAAAGCUGAGCAUAUUUAUAUUAUAGAAUGUUGGAUAUGCUUAAUGA
Messenger RNA from Botrytis byssoidea, 1937 nucleotides. RefSeq lists its product as uncharacterized. The transcript is spliced from 3 exons. Gene Ontology annotation, molecular function: oxidoreductase activity, acting on NAD(P)H. NCBI's taxonomy places the organism in Eukaryota, Fungi, Ascomycota, Leotiomycetes, Helotiales, Sclerotiniaceae. The record is from RefSeq and is a predicted model, not a curated record. Bases 768 to 1820 code for a protein of 350 amino acids.